AUAGAUGAAUAUAUUAUUAUUGACACAUAGCAAUGUAUCAACUUGUGUCAAGAUAAUACUUAUUUUUUUCCAUUUUAAGUAACAAAACAUGUCAUUCUUCAAUUCGACGUCUCCAGAAAACGUUUGUGCGUUAACGGAAUCGAACAACAAAAUGCAAUUUCCUGAAAUAAUUGAUAACAAAAUAAAUACAGAAGAGUUUCUGCAAGCCUCUCGCGAUGUUGUACAAAUAGUUGAUAAAUUUGGCAAAUUGUUUGCCCCAGUACGACAUGACAUGCAAGGCAACAUUGACAAACUAACCACUAGAUAUUCUAUGGAUAAAAAGAGUAACUCAACCCUACAAGAUAUGAUUUUACUUGAAAAAUCUACUGAGAAAGAUCUCAUUGCACUUGAUGCCUUAAUGUGGUUAAGAAGGGCCUUACAUAUGAUUUUAUUAUUCUUCGAAAGAAUUAUAGAAGAUCACAAAGCUGGGAAUGCAACAGAGGACUUGGUUGCAUUUUUAAAAGAGGCUUACAAAGAAACUUUAGAGCCAUAUCAUGGUUGGAUGGCACAACAAUUAUUUAGUCUUUUGUCACGUAUGACACCUACUCGUUCUCAACUAUUACUAGCAUUAGCAGAUGGAGAAACUGGGAAAGAAGAAAUUACUUUACAUGACAUGGAGUUAUCCUUCAUAAGUUUAAGAAAAAAUGUGUUGGCUUUAAAAACAUUUUAUGAUGAAAAUAAUCUAGAAGAUAUUACUGUAGUAUAAGAUAAAAUUUAAUAUUGUUUUUAUUAUGUAGUUUCAUAUUGAAAAUACAUUGAAGUGAAUACACAAAAGUGAGAAAUUAACAAAUUACUUCCAAAAAAAGUAGAGCAAAGCUAAAAGAUUUAUUGUUAUGGAUUUC
Messenger RNA from Linepithema humile (Argentine ant), 881 nucleotides. Its product is annotated as pleckstrin homology domain-containing family A member 8. The record is from RefSeq and is a predicted model, not a curated record. Gene Ontology annotation, cellular component: cytoplasm. Gene Ontology annotation, molecular function: lipid transfer activity. NCBI's taxonomy places the organism in Eukaryota, Metazoa, Arthropoda, Insecta, Hymenoptera, Formicidae. Gene Ontology annotation, biological process: intermembrane lipid transfer.